Molecule: messenger RNA, 1831 nt
Organism: Fragaria vesca subsp. vesca
Lineage: Eukaryota; Viridiplantae; Streptophyta; Magnoliopsida; Rosales; Rosaceae
Product: disease resistance protein At4g27190-like
Exons: 4
Coding region: 158-1831 (557 amino acids)
Molecular function (GO): ATP hydrolysis activity; ADP binding
Source: RefSeq, a predicted model, not a curated record
CAAUCAUCUUCUGUAAUUCUGUCUGUAAUAGAUCUUUCCUAUUCUGAGAGAACCCAACUUGCUGAACUAAGCUAAGACUUGUGCCCCAAAUUCUCAAAGCUGUACCUGCUCAGGAAUUCAAGCUUCCUUGCUUGGCUGUUCCCAGGAUAAUUAUAAGAUGUGGGAGAUUAUUGGUCCAGUAAUGCAACUUGGUGAGUGGCUGUGGAGUCCUGUGAAACGUGGGAUGAGUUACAUGGUUCAUUACAAGAGAAACUUACAGUCUCUUGGCGAUCCUGUUCAGAAUCUUGAGACGAUGCUUAAUAGUCAUAAACAAUCUGUGGAUAUUGCUCAAAUGAGUGGAGAAGAUAUCAAGCCCGAGGUUCAGAUAUGGCUGAGAAAUGCUGAUAAGGCCAUGACAUAUGUGGAAGACGGUGCAGCUAGAGCAGGGGAGAAGUGCUGUAUAGGAUGGUGCCCGGAUUUGAAAUGGCGUUACAAUUUGGGGAAGAAAGCAUCAAACCUGACAACAACAUUGAACAAGCUGGUAGAAGAGGCAAAAUUUGAGAGUGUUAACCUUCAAGUUCGACGAGCACCUGAAGUUCAGAACUUAAUCUUUACUGAAGGGUUCCAAGAAUUUGAAGCAACUAGACAAGCCAUGGAUAGAGUCAUGAACGCGCUGAAGAAAGAUGAGGUCACAAUCAUUGGGGUCUACGGCAUGGGUGGCAUUGGAAAAACAACUUUGGUGAAACAAGUUGGUGCACUAGUGUGUAAAGAUGGUCUCUUUGAUCGUAUGAUUAUGGCUGUUUUCUCUCAGAACCCGGUGGUGGUGCAAAUUCAAGACCAACUCAAAGAUAUGCUGGCCUUGCAGUUGCAUGAAACAACAGAAAUGGCAAGAGCAGCUAGACUGAGGGAGAGGAUUAUCAGAGCAAAGAAGAUGCUCAUAAUCUUGGAUGAUAUUUGGGAGACAAUAGAUCUGUCUAUCAUAGGAAUUCCUAGCCUUGACGAGCUUGGAAAAUGUGGUUCCAUAGUCAUCCUCACCACAAGGAGACUACCCGUAUGCCGUGCCAUGCGGAGUGACGUGAUGAUCCCACUUAACCGAUUAUCAGAAGAUGAUUCUUGGAACUUUUUUGUGAAGAAUGCUAACAGGUCUUUUGAGUCGAUCAAUUUCAAUGAGGUAGCAAAGCAAGUGGCUAGAGGGUGUGGUGGCCUCCCGGUUGCAUUAAUAGCAGUCGCAAGGGCACUUGGAGAUAAAGACCAGCUAGAAGAAUGGCAAGAAGCAGCUCGACGAUUAGAGGUUUCCCAACGUGCAAUUCUUGAUGAUGACGGACGUGUGCUCAGAUAUAUCUCAACAAAAGAGUUGAUCAAGUAUGCACUUGCGAAAGGGUUGUUUCGGGAUGCUGCCUCAUUUGAAGAAGCCAGAAGCAGAGCGCGUUCGGUGUUCAAUCAUCUUAAAGCUUCCAGCUUGCUUUUAGAUAGUGAACACGUGAGGAUGCAUUAUGUGAUUCGGGAUAUGGCCAUGUCAAUUGCAGCAUCUGAAUAUGGUGAUGGAUUUUUAGUCAAAGCUUGGACACGAAUAACGGUUUGGCCAAGUAAUGCAUAUGAAGGCCACUCUGCAAUCUGUUUAAUGAGAAAUGACAUCCAGAAGCUUCCUCAAGAGUUGUGCACAGUAUGUGAAGAACAGUUUGGAGAUGAGUACCAAUUUGAAUCCCAUCUUUUGAACGAUACCUGCACUCAAAAGGUGGUGACUGUGAAGAAACCUGAAGAACUCAAAUGUGGCACGUGCGGCAAGGAUUACACAGGAAACAAAAAUGGAUUCGAGGCCCAUCUCAAGAGCACCAAGCAUAAGAACACUUGA